AGACAAAAUGGUUUGGAUAUUAUUGAUCCUCGUCUCAAGACGAAGAGAAUGACAUUGGUCCCGCCGGAAUCGGAAAAAGUUCAUUUUCCGGCGACUUUGACCGGCGGGCGGCGGCGGCGGGGCCUGGAAGAAAAGAAAAGAAGAAAUGGGGUCAAAUUGAAAAUUUUAAAAUAUAUAAAAUUCGAAUUUGGCCCUAAUGACCGGAAGUUAACCUAGAAACGGGCUAAUGGCUCAUUAGUGAAAGGAUUGUGUAAGUUNAGGGAUUUUUGUGAAAGGAUUUGAAGUUCAGGUACCACUUCGAAAUUCUAGCUAAAGUUCAGGUACCAUUGGUGAAAUUUACCCAAGUUUUAGAUUCUAGAAGUAAGAAGAAAUGUUGGGAAUGGGUCAAAAAUAAAUCUUGACCGUUGAAUUGAGCCCCACGGAGAUUGGAAAUUGCCCGUUUUUUCUACGGGUUGAAAAUGGAGAUGACCCGACUGCUCAGAAGCAUUUCAACUUCGCCUUCAACAAAAUUCACCCCAUCGCGGAUUCACAGCGCCACCGCCGCCACGCCGCUCCACCACAAUGCACAAGGCUUCAUCGUCUUCCUCCCUGGGACCGGGCGGCCUGGACAUAAGCCAGGCCUUCUUCAAGCCCGUCCCCGACGCCGCGCCACCGUCCCCCGUCAAGCGGCACAUCAAAGUCUCCGUCGUCGGCGUCGGCAACGUCGGCAUGGCGAUCGCGCAGACGAUCCUCACGCAGGAUCUGGUCGACGAGCUCGCCCUCGUCGACGCCAAGGCCGACAAGCUCCGCGGCGAGAUGCUCGAUCUGCAGCACGCCGCCGCCUUCCUCCCCCGCACUAAGAUCCAGGCGGACGUGGAUCCCGCCGUCACCGCCGGAUCGGAUCUCGUCAUCGUCACCGCCGGAGCGCGGCAGAAUCCGGGAGAGACGCGGCUGAAUCUGAUCCAGAGGAACUGCUCUCUGUUCAAAUCCAUCAUCCCGCCGCUGGCGAAGUACUCUCCGAGCGCGAUUCUGGUGGUCGUCUCCAACCCGGUGGAUGUCCUGACCUACAUCGCCUGGAAGCUUUCCGGGUUCCCAUCGAACCGGGUCAUCGGGUCGGGCACGAAUUUGGACUCCUCCCGUUUCCGUUCCCUGAUUGCUGAUCACCUUGACGUCAAUGCCCAGGACGUCCAAGCAUACAUCGUCGGGGAGCACGGCGACAGUUCAGUGGCGUUGUGGUCGAGCAUCAGCAUAGGAGGGGUGCCGGUGCUAAGCUUCCUAGAGCGACAACAGAUCGCGUUUGAGAAAGAGACGCUCGAGGGCAUCCACCGAGGCGUGGUGGAGAGCGCGUACGAAGUGAUCAACCUCAAAGGCUACACGUCGUGGGCCAUCGGCUACUCCGUGGCAAACCUUGCCCGGUCCGUACUUCGGGACCAGAGGAGGAUCCACCCGGUGUCGGUCCUCGCGAAGGGGUUUUAUGGGAUCGAGGGUGGGGACGUGUUCCUCAGCCUGCCAGCUCAGCUCGGGAGGCAGGGGGUGUUGGGGGUCACCAACGUCCAUCUCACGGAGGAGGAGGAGCAGAAGCUUAGGGACUCUGCUAGGACAAUUUUGGAGGUCCAAAGCCAGUUGGACAUUUGAUAGGUCGUUUCAAGAAGGGGGAAAGGAUUCACUUCCCCCUCCCAUUUCCACUUCUCUUUUUUGUUGUUCUUUUGGUUUUUGUGCUCUUGGUGUGCUUUCUUCAGGUGUACAAGUUUGUAGUUUUAUCUCUUUUGUCUAACAGUUUGCAAGAAGUUAAUAACUAGUUUAACAGUUG
Cuscuta campestris is the source of this 1789-nucleotide messenger RNA. Lineage: Eukaryota; Viridiplantae; Streptophyta; Magnoliopsida; Solanales; Convolvulaceae. The record is from the annotation of a GenBank genome assembly.